UUUACCCCUGUAAUUUAUAGAUACUUUAGACAAACGUAUUCUUCAACAAUCUGUGUGAAAACGUUAUCAAAUAAGAUGUUAAUCGCGCUGAAAGUAGCGUCUGAGUUUGUGUAAGGUCGUGUGGUUAAUUUCGCAACUUGUGGUCAAUCGAUCAACCAGUACCCGCUUGUUUUGCGACUCGUAUAAAUCCUCAUAUUUUUCGCUUUUGAUUUAUCCAAAAUGGCAGUCAUUGAGCCGCAUUUUGUUCCUUGUAGACGAAGUGUAUUUCAUUUCUUCAAAGUGCGGGUUCUUGCCUUGACGGUAAAAAUUUAGUUCUGUGUUUAAGUGACUUAGUCGCAUGCCCGGCCAUUAUAUCGUCACUUUGGACAUAGAAUUUAUUGACAAGACUCUCUGUUCAAUCUACUGAUAAUUCAUUUCAUAUAAAGACCUUACUUUGCCAUCUCACUAAACGACUCAGAAACAGGUUGGUGGUUUGUGGAACAAGUUAUUUUCAUUUUCACUGAUUUAGUUCAGUUGACCGUUCCCUCCGUUGACCGUUCUCAUGCAGACAUGCUUUUUACACAUGACUAAGACUUCAGUUUUCUCGCGGUCAUUAAAGGAAGCCAGUCAAAAGCGAAACAAACAGUUGAAUGGGUUUUGAUAUAUGAAGUGAAAUGAGUACGAAAUAUGAAUUAUGUUCGUACUUCCGUGAAUACAACGUCCAAAAUACCCUAUAUACAGAAGAAAUCUUCAGCUGCCGAUUUCCUUACCAGCAGGCCACGCUUAUCAGCUGCGUGCAUAAAAGUUUAAAAUAAAGUAACGUGAAGUACUGAAUGUCGAUUGUUAAGAAGCCAACGUUAAUAUUAAAGGUAAAGCGUCUCUUUUUCCUUGAUAAAUAAAAGCUCUCGGCAUUGAUAUAUCGAGAGGAGCUCUAUAACAAAUUCAUCUUAAGAAUUACAGUCCUCCCCUUAACACGAGUGUAUUUGUUCGGUGGUCUCUUCUCAGUUUCACUUUUGCGCUCUUGUUUGCUGUUCCAAUUUUAUUUGAAACGUUACCAUUUAAAUGAAGCACUUAUUCCCUCAACCAGCUUCACAGUUGAAAAAAGACAUAUUUACGUGUCAACAUGAAAUAUAUCAGUUUGAGCAGAAAUAAUUCUUCAGCAAAGGUGUCAUCAAUCGCAUUUCACGCCAGUCGCCUUGUCAAGCCUUGCAGCCAGAGCACGCUUUCUUUAGUAGUACACAGACCGUCUGCAGUCGUAUUAGAGGUUCAGCAUCCGCUUGAAAACGAUUCGUGUUGUCGAACAUUACGCCCGGUAAUUUCAAUGAAAGUACGAUACCUGUGUAAUUUUGGAAAAGUAGACUGAAAAGGUCUUUUCCUGAAAUAUCAUAAUAUCAAUGACAGGUUACGAAACAGCUACAUUGAACGGACUGCAGAAAGCACAGUAAUAGCAAUUUUAGUGUGCAGGACAGAGAAGAGUUCCAGCAAGAAGACCUUUAGCCCGUCAAACAAGGUUCGUACCAAGCUUAUACAAAGUUCUAUCAUCUCACGACUUCUCAAGAACAGCUUUCACCGAUGAACCGUGGCGACUGAAUACUGCGUGACGUUCGCGAGAAUUACAAGAAUAUUGUACUGAACCUCUCGCUCAGUAUGUUACAUAUUUUUCGCUGGUUCACUUGAUUUAAAAUGAAAAUUACACGAUUGCUGAGUGACCUGUAUUUUGAUAGAAUCAGUCGAAAACGAAUGGUUCCGUGUCUGCUAUGCUGUGGGCCUUCGUUAUUUCAGUGUUCGGAUACCUGUACUCUGAACGCGACUUGGAUUUCAUGCAGAUUAUCACAAGUUCCUAUCGUGUGUGUUCCAAUCUUCAUUAAUUUUUUUGUUAUUUUGCGCCUCCGCGUCCGAAACCUAUAGCUAACUAGCCUUUUAAUUUUGAAGAUUCCAGGAGUCCAAGGAGGUUCGUUUGACCGCUUCUUGAUGAUAUUCCGAGAUAUUUCUGUAUGAAUUAGCAGACUUACUAAUAUAUGAUAAUCAACCAAUAUACACCUACCAGUCAUCACUUCAUGUAGAUGUAUGUAUAGUUACCAUGGAAGGGAGGACGGGACAAAACGAAUUUUCGCCUGCCCAUGGACAGAUUAAAAUGUUUUCCAAUUGUAUGCAAGGAAUGUGCCGUAUGAUCUCUGUUUUCUUUCUCCAGCUUAUCCCCACGACUGAAUCAAGAUGUCUCUACGAACGAUGCAACUUCAGGAUUUAAACCCUCACAUUAUGUGCGUGUUAUGCGGUGGAUACCUAGUGGAUGCUACAACCAUUGUGGAGUGUCUGCAUUCGUUUUGUCGAAGCUGUAUCGUUAAAUAUCUUCAGACCUCGUAUCACUGUCCUGUUUGUGAUGUUGAAGUCCACAAGACUAAACCGCUUCUUCAUAUUCGACCUGAUAGGACUUUACAAGACAUCGUAUACAAGAUCGUGCCCGGUAUUUAUCAUGAGGAGGUUAAUAGGCGUAAAGAGUUUGAAGAGAGUCAAACUGACAAAAAUGAAUCAGCUACUGAAGAGACAGAAACGUCAAAUGACCAAGAAAAAGAAACUCUUCCAUUCGAAGAUCCUGUUUGCAUAACUCUUGAAUAUUUCAGGAAAACAAGGAACCGAAUGGAAAAGGAGGUCUUCCCGACACGUUAUCUGCGCUGUUCUUCAGAAGUGACUGUAAAAGUUCUUAAGAAAUUCCUGGUUAUGAAGUUUGCUAUUCCUGAAACACACAUAACUGAGAUAAUCCGUUCAGAUGAAAUCUUAGAUGGUCACCUGACUAUGAAAGAAGUGUGCAGGAUAUAUGGCCUAUAUUCCAAGCCAUUUGUAGAUCUACAGUUUGUUUUCCUCGAGAAGAAUGAUUCAGGGGUGGCGUCUGAGGAAAAGCCCAAGAUUCUAGAAGUAAAACGAAAGAAAAUUAAAAAACGAAAGGGGAACAAAAACCUCCUGAAGAAAUGCCUGGAUUCCAACUCCCCUGGCCAAUUGAAAAAGAAAUUAGGAAAGAAGAAAAAAUCUUCAUCAAGUCAACCGUGUGAAAGCGGAGGAAAAGUCAAGGUGGAACCCAGUGAACCUCGGUCAUUUGAGAACGAAAAGAAAGAGAACCUGGGACUUUCUUCUAACCAGCUGUGCUCGAAUAUCGAGAAAGGGGCACUGGAGUUUCCUCAAAGACUUGCUUGAGAUGAAGUUGAAAAUCUUCGUGAUCCUAAUGCUGAAGAGUCUAACAUUAGUUUUCAACCUAAAGCCAACGACGGAAGUAAGCUGAUUGUUUACUCUCAAAGAAGCGGGAAUUUUAAUGAAAACGAACCAUCUGUUGCAGACGAAAGUUCUCUUAAUAGACUUAAUCUCCAUGAUUUACCAGACGUGUCAGUAAAUUCUGAUUGGAAAAUCGCUGUUAGUCCGUCGAAUUCAUUACAAGACUCCCAGUCAUGCGGAGAACAUUUCCCGCCAACGACGAACACGGGUUGUGUAGAUGAGACUUCGGUCACUUCGGUCGCGAGUAAUUUUACGCAUGUGCAGUUGGAUGGAAACUGGAAAGGAAAAGAAGUGGACUCCUCAGUAUCGAACCAUACUAAUGACGUUUUCACGAAUCACCGUUCAACUGAGUUGGAGUCUCCUAACGUGCUUCUUGGGCUUGGAUUGAUGUUGGAAACCCUGUAGCAAAAACUCGUAAAAAUUCCUUUUCAUAAAGGAGCGAAUGAGAGGGUGUGUGGUAUGACGUGGCGAAUGAGACGUUGAAUAAAACCGGAUAUUUCUCCUGAUA
Messenger RNA from Stylophora pistillata, 3751 nucleotides. RefSeq lists its product as uncharacterized. Gene Ontology annotation, biological process: negative regulation of transcription by RNA polymerase II. Gene Ontology annotation, cellular component: PRC1 complex. Gene Ontology annotation, molecular function: promoter-specific chromatin binding. NCBI's taxonomy places the organism in Eukaryota, Metazoa, Cnidaria, Anthozoa, Scleractinia, Pocilloporidae. The record is from RefSeq and is a predicted model, not a curated record.